Onychostruthus taczanowskii (white-rumped snowfinch) is the source of this 1351-nucleotide messenger RNA. RefSeq names its product circadian associated repressor of transcription (gene CIART). The record is from RefSeq and is a predicted model, not a curated record. Gene Ontology annotation, cellular component: nucleus. Gene Ontology annotation, molecular function: RNA polymerase II cis-regulatory region sequence-specific DNA binding. Bases 239 to 1246 code for a protein of 335 amino acids. Gene Ontology annotation, biological process: negative regulation of DNA-templated transcription; circadian regulation of gene expression. The transcript has 5 exons. NCBI's taxonomy places the organism in Eukaryota, Metazoa, Chordata, Aves, Passeriformes, Passeridae.
CGCCCCGCCCCGGUUAUGUAACGGCGGGAGGCGGGGCCACCACGCCCAUUGGCCGAGCCGCGCCGCCGGGAUCGCCGCCCAUUGGCUGAGCGCGCGGGGGCGGUGCCCGGCGCCGCGUGCCCCGAAUCGCCGCACAGGAGGGCGUGGCCAGAACCCCGCCCUCCGGCCAAUCAGCGCCGGGCGGCGGCAACGAGCCAACGGGAGUGAAGGGGCGGGGUCUACCGGCGCGCAGCGGCCAAUGGGAGCGGGGCGGGGCGGGGCCCGGCCCGAGGCACGUGCGGCCGCGCACGUGUCCGCGUGGGGCCGCCGCGGGCGGGGCGGGACCGGCACCGGGAGCGGGGACACGGAGACCGGGACACCGGAACAGCGGCACCGGGACACCGGCACGGCAAUCGGGGACAGCGACACCGGCAACGGCAGCGGGACGCCGAUACCGGGACAGCGAUACUGGAGCCGUGAUACCGGCACUGGGAACAGCGACACCGGGACAGCGACACCGGCAGCAGCGCAGGUGCAGCCGCGUGCAGGCAGCCUCGGCUGGGUGACCCUGCUGGAGCUGAACGCAGCCAGAGGCUCCCCUGGGGGGGCCACCAUGGAGCCCCCCGCCCGCGCCUGCUCCUGCGGCUCCCCUGCCUCUGACAGCGAGGCCGAGGCCGGCAGCUCCCCCCGGAGCCCCCCCAAAGCCGAGCGCAGCCGCAAGCGCCCGGGGGGGCUGGAGCGGGCACCCCCCGAAUCGCCACCGGCACCCCGCGGGGGGAAACGCCCGCGGAAAGGGGAGGGGGGCGACGCCCCUCCCAGCGAUGGAGAUCGCCUCUUUGCCCAAAAGUGCCGGGAGCUCCGGGGCUUCAUCCGGCCGCUGGCGGAGCUGCUGGAGGGGCUGCGCCGCGGCCGCUACGACAGAGGGCUGAGCAGCUUCCAGCAGAGCGUGGCCAUGGACCGGCUCCAGCGGAUCAUCGGGGUCCUGCAGAAGCCAGAAAUGGGCGCUCGCUACCUGGGGACGCUGCUGCAGGUGGAGGCCAUGCUGCGCCUCUGGUUCCCCCACGUCGCCCCCAAACCCGCGCUGGAGCCGGCUCCCCCCGCGGCUCCCCCGCGCCGCCGCCCCCCCGCCGGUCCCCCCGGGGCUCCCCGGUGCCGCCGCCUGCCCGGGGAUCUCCCCCUGGCCAGCCCCGCGGGGACAUUACAGCAGCGGGGGUCCCCGCCGUGCCAGGCCGGGCCCCCCGAGUCCCCCCCGGCGCCGGACGUGUGACGCCCCCCCCGGCUCGGGGGGGGGGAAAUCUCAUCUGCAUUUCUCGGUUUUGCCUUUUUUUUUUGAAUUUUUUUUUUUUUACCGGUGGUCAGUGAGACCCGCGGG